Messenger RNA from Baudoinia panamericana UAMH 10762, 264 nucleotides. RefSeq lists its product as uncharacterized. The coding region runs from base 16 to 183 and encodes 55 amino acids. The record is from RefSeq and is a predicted model, not a curated record. The transcript has a single exon. Lineage: Eukaryota; Fungi; Ascomycota; Dothideomycetes; Mycosphaerellales; Teratosphaeriaceae.
UCAAAGUCGGUCUUGAUGUUGAAGUCAUCGCCGGGCUCAUCCUUGACUGGCUCGGUGGUGGGAGCUGCGUCGGGCAAGACCGAGUCACUCUGCGGCUCUGCCUUGACCGGCACCGAUUCGGCCACAUUGUUCGCGACUUUCGCCGCCGCUGUGGCGGUGUCGUCGUCCGCUUCGCCGUCGUAGCUGCGGUACGUCUUAGUAAGGUUGUAAAGCGACGUGAUGGGGUGGAGGGUGAAGAGCACUCACAGAUCGGCGAAGAGGUCU